AGAAUCAAACUGUGUUUGUUUUAACCGCAGAGGAAGAGCUGUGAGAACUGUUGCUCUGGAGUUCAACUUGCUGAAUGACAGCAGGGGAAAGUUUGCAGCUUCUGUUGUUUGGGGAACCGCCGUCCUUCCUCGGCUGGGUCCUCGCAGCGUUUCCGACACCAACUGUGAACAUCGACAUCAAAAAUGAGGGAUCGAACAAAAGAGUUAGAUAAUAAACAUGAAGCUUCAGAUGACGAGAACGAGGAGAGAACAGCCCUAAUGAGCAAAUCUGGAAGCUCUUCAGCAAAGGAAGAAAAGGAAAAUGAGGCUUUUUUCAAAAAGGUGCAAGAAAUCCAUGAGGGGUUGCAGAACUUCAAGAGGAUGGUGUCAGAGCUGGAAAGCAAGCAGAAGACGGUGCUGAGCGUGGCGCUGCCAGAGGAAAGUAUGAAGAAAGACCUUCAAACUUUUCGAGAAGAGAUCAAAACAUUAGCGAGCCAGAUCCAGAGGAAGCUGAAAAGUAUCGAAUCCAAAAAGUCAGAUGACGAUGGCAAAUAUAUUCCCAUAAAUGUCCGGAUGCAGCGCACUCAGCAUGCCAUACUUUCCAAGGAGUUUGUGGAAUUGAUGAGCUACUGCAACACCAUCCAGGCGCAGUACAGAGACCGCAACGUGGAGAGAAUACAGAGGCAGCUUAAAAUAACCGGCACAAACGUGACAGACGAAGAGCUGGAAAAGAUGCUUGAAGAAGGCCAGACGGACGUUUUCACGCAGAAUAUUUUAAGCGAUGCAAAAGCUACAAAACAAGCCCUAAAUGAGAUUGAGUCGCGGCACGACGAGAUCCUGAAGCUGGAGCGGAGCAUCCGAGACCUGCACGACAUGUUCCAGUACCUGGCCAUGGAGGUGGAGGCUCAGGGAGAGAUGGUCAACAGAAUCGAAGAGAACAUCAAGCAGUCAUCCGACUAUGUGGAGAGUGCGGCAAAAAACACGGAGCAGGCUGUCAACUAUCAGAGGAGAGCUCGCAAGAAAAAAGUUUGGAUUGCAAUCUGUUUGGCCAUCCUCCUCAUCAUUCUCAUCAUCGCCAUUGUCACGUCAUUUUCAACGUAACAGCAGAGACUGAUACUCUCUGUAGCAUGUUAAAUAUAAAAAAAAUAUAUAAAUUAUCUUUUUUGUGCAAGUAGGAGUCCACAAAGGUGAAUUUAGUCACUGGACAUUUUUGUUUUCUAUUCCUCACCUUCUUAGUCAGUUUUCUGUAAAAAAGCGUUAUGUUUUGGUCAGAUUUUGUUUCAUUUGCAUUUAAGGAUGCGGUCCCUUCCUGCAAAAUCCAAGAACAAAACUAACAUGCUGUUUCUGAUCUUGUUUUUUUUAACCCCCAUUCUUGACAAAAAAGAAACGAAAGUGAGCUAGAAAAAAAAAACUGCAGUAUUGAUCUCAGGAAAUCUGUUCACUUUUGUUACGGUUCCACUGUUAAACUGUAAAAAAAAUGUCAGUUUUACAGGUUUUUAUAAACAGAAAAUGAACUAAUAACAUUGUAAAUAACAUAUUGUGAUUAUACAAAGAUCUUUUUUUUUAUCUAGAGCCUUUUGACUUCCAAGUGUAAAUAGGGAAAAAAAAUCCUUAGCACCGAGGCCAACCACAGUUCCCUUUGUAUUUAUUAAAGCGUUCUAAGCUGCUACUUUCUCAUUAAUAAGCCUUAACUUCUCAGAACUGUGCCUUCUCCAUGCUGUCUACUUAAAAAUGUGAUGCUGAGCACUAACACUGUCAAGAAGGGAUGGAUUUUUGAUCUGUUUUAGCUUGUUAAUAAAGUUUUGGCAGAGCUCACUACCUUUUCCGCCUAACUGUUGGGGUUUUUGUAAUCUUAUGACACUCAAACGGUGUGCUGAGAGGAGGACCACUUUCCCAGUGCAACUUUACAGAUGUUAUGCAUUAUAUUU
This is a messenger RNA of Oryzias melastigma (Indian medaka), 1907 nucleotides long. It is a transcript of the gene stx4, whose product is annotated as syntaxin 4. Gene Ontology annotation, cellular component: SNARE complex; endomembrane system; plasma membrane. The record is from RefSeq and is a predicted model, not a curated record. Gene Ontology annotation, molecular function: SNARE binding; SNAP receptor activity. The coding region runs from base 184 to 1080 and encodes 298 amino acids. The transcript has 10 exons. NCBI's taxonomy places the organism in Eukaryota, Metazoa, Chordata, Actinopteri, Beloniformes, Adrianichthyidae. Gene Ontology annotation, biological process: intracellular protein transport; exocytosis; vesicle fusion.